This is a messenger RNA of Anguilla anguilla (European eel), 1729 nucleotides long. RefSeq names its product family with sequence similarity 228 member A (gene fam228a). The transcript is spliced from 7 exons. The coding region runs from base 176 to 955 and encodes 259 amino acids. The record is from RefSeq and is a predicted model, not a curated record. NCBI's taxonomy places the organism in Eukaryota, Metazoa, Chordata, Actinopteri, Anguilliformes, Anguillidae.
CAUCCAGCCCACACCGGCGGAUGUGUGCAUCACCGUAGCAACAAAAUUCACGCUUUGCAAAAGAAUGAAGUCUUGGCACCUCACAGGUUUAAGCACCAUAUGAAAUAGAUUAUUUUAGCCACACUGGACCUCUGCUGGAGGCUAAUGCCCUUGGAUAUCCAAAGCGGUGCUCCUCAUGGGAACGAAAGCAGGGGCAGAGAAAGGUUGUUAUGAAGACAUGUCGAUAUCUAUGUCAGACAGCAGGAGAUCCUGCCUAGGAAACAGGAUACCUUUCCCCUCCAAAUGUGUGGGGAAACGGAGAGCUCCAGAGGGUUGGCUGUCACACAGUUCCAUUGGACGAUUGCAGGCAAUUGUAGAACAUGAAAACCAGGAGGCCAGAUUGAUUACCUGGCCAAUGGUAGACACAGAGAAGGGUUUUGUCAAGGAUUUGGAUAGCUAUCUGAGCCAUAGGGGGACUCUGGAGCUGAGGAAGAAAGAACUUCUGCACAUGCGUUGGACAGAACGUGUCUGGAUGCCGAUCCAGAAGAACAUCAGGGACCAUCACUUACUUUGUCAGGGCAAAGAAGCAGAGAAGAUGAGGAGUGCGGUACUGCACUAUCUUGAGCACUGCAACACUAAGGGUUUUGUGUCAUUGGAAAGCUAUGAUCCAAAUGAAUACGACCCAUUUUUGCAUCUCAUCAGUGGACCACGGUACUUUAAGGUGUCCACUCCUUCCUUGAAAGACCCCCUGUUGCUCCAAUCACGAGAUAGGACAAGAGAAAUGAGGACAGUCCUACACUGUCAAACAGGGCAUGUUUUCACCCACAAACAUACAGAGGAGUUGCUCAAGAUUAAUCUGGGUCAUGUACCAUUGUCGUAUUGUUACGGGGCAACAAUGCGUCUCUCAGGGGCAACUGAGAAGCCUAACAGGUACAAUGCUUCUGAGUAUUCAAAAGACACAUCACAACAAACCUAAUUAUUGGAUAAUGUAAUUAGUGUAUGUUUUUAAGUUGCGGCCAAGCACUGCACAUGGGCAAGUUGCAGCAGCUAUAGCAUUUGCACCACAUCUGAAGUAUUUUUUUAUUUAGCAAAUUUAGGUUUAACUCUUUAUGAAUUGUUUAUAAGGUAAGGCUUGCAUAAAUGUGCUUUCUCAAGAUGUACAUAGCCCCAGUCUAUGCUUGAAAUUAAGUUAGCUCAAAAUAUAAUAAUAAACACAAUAAACAGACUCAAAUAUAACAAACUGCUGACGCAGCAUUAUACUGCAUAUUCCAGGUCACAUACGUCAGAAUUCAGUCUGCCACUUUUUAGAUGCCUUUCAACACCAGUGGUUCAUUUAAGCCAUUGGUUUGCUAAAUAAUAGUUUAUUCUCAAGUCCUUAAUUGGCUGCUGAAACCCACAAAUACUUUUUUUUGUUGCUUAGCAUAUAAAAACAAUCAAAGCAAUUCCUUACAUAGUUAACUGAUUCUUUGCAUCAAAAUUGGCUGAAAAGAGGAACCAGUAGAUGCAGGGUUGGCCACUCCUGUACUAGGUCAUUCGUGUCAGACUUGCCACUGAAACAGCUUUCCCAUAGUAAUCAGCCCUGUACCAGGACUUUAAAUAGUAAUGUUCUGGCCAAGGAUUCAACUCUCAUUACCUUGACUUAGAAAACUUAGUGUGUAAAGCCUUUUUUAUGUGCUGGGCAAACUGCUGGACAAUCAUUAUAUUGCAUGGAUAGGAAACAGAGGUUUUGCCAAAAUGCAGCAGAAAGAAA